GUUCGCCAUCUACCCGGGUGAUUCCUCUCGCUACAUCAAGCAUGUCGAUAACACUCUCGGAACAGACGGAAGGCGGCUUACAGCUGUGCUCUACCUCAACAAAGACUGGAAACCAGAGCACGGUGGAUGCCUUCGAGUGUUUGAGCCGACGAUGCAGAGCUGCCAGGUGAAGUGCGACGUGGAGCCUGUCUGGAACCGCCUGGUUGUAUUUUGGUCCACACAGGAGGUGCCCCAUGAGGUCCUCUCCAGCUUCAAGGACCGGCUGGCGGUCAGUGUCUGGUUCAUCUGCGGUCGCGAGAGCCUCCGGAAUGAGGAGUCCUUCCAGCGUCUCUUCAACCCGCAGAAACUCAGGUGUAUCGGCCAGCGCAGCCGACGCGCAUGUUUGUUGCGAGCUGCAGAGACCGAGGGCGAAAGGGCUGCUCUGCAGGAGCUUCCGCUGGAGGCGACGUUCUCCCCUGCGAAGCUGUCGAUCCUCAGUCGUCGCUUCCGAUGGCGACGGGAGGAGGACGUGGAGCGGGAGCGGGACACGAUUCAAGACGUUGCAAUCCGCAAUGCUGUGGCAAAGGCGCUGACAGGCCAGCAUCCUGCAGCAGCCUUCGCAGCAACGGCAGAGGCAGCACCUCCCAAGCUGCGUGCGGAGCCUGUGCGAAGUGGUGUGCCGUUGCACUUCGAGCUGGUCGAAGACAGCGGCUCGCAGCCCUCCAAGUCCUUUACGCACUUGCCUGCCCGCAGGAUCCCAGUCACCUUCGGCAUCGUGGACUAA
Molecule: messenger RNA, 763 nt
Organism: Symbiodinium necroappetens
Lineage: Eukaryota; Dinophyceae; Suessiales; Symbiodiniaceae
Source: the annotation of a GenBank genome assembly